This is a messenger RNA of Haemorhous mexicanus (house finch), 867 nucleotides long. It is a transcript of the gene CALML4, whose product is annotated as calmodulin like 4. The coding region runs from base 29 to 637 and encodes 202 amino acids. The transcript is spliced from 4 exons. Gene Ontology annotation, cellular component: myosin II complex. Lineage: Eukaryota; Metazoa; Chordata; Aves; Passeriformes; Fringillidae. The record is from RefSeq and is a predicted model, not a curated record. Gene Ontology annotation, molecular function: calcium ion binding.
GCCGCAGGGCCCCAUCCCGAGGCCGGGAAUGGCUUUUCCCGGCAGGAGCGGGAGGCGGCGGGCUCAGCUCCGUAGCCAUGGCAGCGGGUUUUUAUUUCAGCCUCCGCCCGCCCGGCCGGACUUCGGCCCCGAGGAAAGCGCAGAAGUGGCAGCAGCCGCCUCCGCUCCCGCCGGGCCCCCAAACCCCAGCGAUUGUCCCCAAAACCAUGAGUUCAAGGAAUGUUUUUCCCUGUACGACAAGAAACAAAAAGGGAAGAUCAAAGCCUCGGACCUGCUGGCAGUGAUGAGGUGCCUGGGAGCCAGCCCCACGCCGGGAGAGGUGCAGAGACACCUGCAGCUGCACAGGAUUGACAGGAACGCAGAGCUGGACUUCUCCACCUUCCUGAACAUCAUGUACAGGCAGAUGAAGCAGGAGGAGCCCGAGGAGGAGAUCCUGAGAGCCCUGGCCAUGAUUGACCGGCAGAAGAGAGGAGUGAUCCCCGUGCCCGAGCUCCGCGCCAAGCUCACCCGCCUGGGGGAGAAGCUUUCCGAGGAGGAAGUGGAUGACCUGCUAAAAGAAGCCAAAGUUGGGCCAAAUGGAACCAUCAAAUAUGAGGAAUUUGUGCGCCACAUUUGCCUUCCCUUGGUCGACUACUGAAACCCAGAGUGGGAUUUGCUAAGAGCAGCACCUGGAGGGUUUUUAUUUCGAUUUUUCCCACUUUCUAGUCAGACUCAGGAACCAGCAGUUGCCUUUCCAAACCUGAUUUUGCCUUCAUUUAGGUCCCCCCCCGAUUCCUGGAAAAACAAGAAAUAAUAUUAUUAUAUAUAUAUAUAUGUUAUUCUAGCAAUAGUAACUGUUACUGAAAUAAACUGAGUGUGACAACACGU